Messenger RNA from Erythranthe guttata (spotted monkey flower), 1080 nucleotides. NCBI's taxonomy places the organism in Eukaryota, Viridiplantae, Streptophyta, Magnoliopsida, Lamiales, Phrymaceae. The record is from RefSeq and is a predicted model, not a curated record.
AUGGCGGCCUAUGCAGCUCUACUCUCUCUCAAGCAUAUCAUCCAACAGAUUCAGCUUCAUCCUCGCCCUCCAAUUUCGCUUCACCAAAACCAGGUGCUUUCUCUCACCGACACCCUCAAUUUCCUGCAAGAGUUUCUUGAAGUUUAUUCAUGUGGCGGCAGCAGCAGCAGCAGAGAAGCAGCAGAUGUCUUGGAAAGCCGCAUUGCAGAUGCAACUCAUGCGGCGGAAGAUAUAAUCGAAACCCGGAUUGUUGAUCAAAUUCUCGGUGGCGAAAGAGUCAGUUCCGAUGAGUUGUAUCAAGGUCUAGAGAAGUUGAUCCAAGACAUGGGUUUUAUCAAGAAAGAUGUGAUGGAGAUUAAAGAGAAGAACAUUGGAAUAAUCGAAGAUCAUUCUCUGCACACAAAUUCUCCCACGCUUGGAGGUUUGUCAAGUUCUCCUUCAACGAGGCAGAACGCCGUGGUUGGUCUUGAUGAUCUCUUAAUUGAAGUAAUGGAUAAGCUCACUGGACAACCAUCUAAUCUCCGCAUAAUCCCGAUUGUUGGAAUGGGCGGCAUUGGUAAGACUACUCUUGCUAGAAAUGCUUAUGGUAAGCCACUCAUUAUGCAUCACUUUGAUAUUCGUGCUUGGGUUGCAAUAUCUCAAAAUUAUAAUGUGCAAGAAAUUCUUAUAGAAAUUCUUCUUUGUAUAAGAAAAGACGAGAGCCGAGAAAUCUUGAGUUCGAAGAAUGAAGGUGAAUUAGGUGAAACAGUACACAAAAGUUUAUGGGGAAGGAGAUAUUUGAUUGUAUUGGAUGAUAUUUGGAGUGUUGAGGUAUGGGAUAAAGUGAAUUUUUUCUUCCCUGACAAUGGUCAAGGAAGUAGAAUAGUGAUAACCACUAGGCUAUCAAAUGUUGCUUCGAUUGGCUCUCGUGGCCUUGAGAUGAAUUUCCUAGAUGAUGAUACAAGUUGGGAUCUACUGUGCAAAAAUAUAUUUGAGAAAGAAGAAGACUGCCCUCAUGAAUUGGAGGAAAUCGGAAAGAAGAUUGCAAAAAAUUGCAAAGGACUUCCUUUGUCGAUUGUUAAGACAACGAGCGUUGCUUAA